Messenger RNA from Acanthosepion pharaonis, 1068 nucleotides. NCBI's taxonomy places the organism in Eukaryota, Metazoa, Mollusca, Cephalopoda, Sepiida, Sepiidae. The record is from the annotation of a GenBank genome assembly.
AUGUCUUUGUGCCCCACCUUUCUUUGUUUGGACACCAAUAUAAUAAAUACUUUUUCUGUUUUUCCUUUUUUUCUCCUUCCUUUUUUCUUUCUUUUUCACUCUUUUUUUCCUCUUUUUUCUUCCUUUUUCGUUUUCUCUUAUUUUCUUCUUCGUUUUUUUUCUUAUCUUUUUUAUUCUUUUUUUUGCUUAGCUUCGCACGCUUUGUGCUUCCAGCUGUAUCUAUCUAUCUAUCUAUCUGAACCUCUUCAGAUCUAUCUAUCUAUCUAUCUAUCUAUCUAUCUGAACCUCUUCAGUUCUAUCUAUCUAUCUAUCUAUCUAUCUAUCUAUCUAUCUAUUCAAUUCGCUGGAUAUGAAAUUUCUAACAAACAAUUUAUCCUUCCUUCCUUCCUUUUCUUUUCUUCUACCCUUUUCCUUCGUUUUUCUUUCUUCUUUUCCUUUCUCUCCAUUUCCUUUCUUCUUUCCUUUUCCAUUAUUUUCCUUUCUGCCUUCCUUUUUCUUCAUUUUCCUUUCUUCCGUUCCUUUGUUUCUUUCUUUUGCUUUCUUCUCUUUUUUCUUUCCUUUUCCUUCCUUUUCCUUCCUUUUCCUUUGUUUUUUUCCUUUUUCAUCUUUCCUUCCUUUUCCUUCCUUUUCCUUUCUCUUUUUCUUUUUCAUCUUUCCUUCCUUUUCCUUCCUUUUCCUUUCUUCCUCUCUUUUUCUUCCUUUUCCUUGCUUCCUCUCUUUUCCUUCCUUUUCCUUCCUUCCUCUCUUUUUCUUCCUAUUCCUUUCUUCUUUCAUUUCCCUUACUUUUCCUUCUUUCCUUUUUCUUCCUUUUCCUUUCUCCCUUUUCGUUUCUUCCUUGCAUUUCUUUCAUUUUCCUUUCUUCCUUCCGUUUCCUUUUUUCCUUCAUUUUCCUUUUCUUCCUUGUACACUCUUUCUUCCUUUCCCUUAUUCUUUCCUUUUACAUUCUUCCUUCCUUUUCCUUUCUUUCAUUUUCUUUAUUUUUCUCUCUCUUUCACUUUCUUUCUUUCUUUCUUUCACUUUAUUUCUUUCUUUAUCUCUCUCUCUCCUUCUCUCUCUCUUUCUUUCUAA